Molecule: messenger RNA, 2395 nt
Organism: Danaus plexippus (monarch butterfly)
Lineage: Eukaryota; Metazoa; Arthropoda; Insecta; Lepidoptera; Nymphalidae
Product: vacuolar protein sorting-associated protein 26C
Exons: 7
Coding region: 237-1148 (303 amino acids)
Biological process (GO): intracellular protein transport
Cellular component (GO): endosome
Source: RefSeq, a predicted model, not a curated record
CACGUAUUAUUGUUUCUAUCAAGUAAUUUAUGAAAUUAAUAUCAUAUCAUAUAAAUUAAUAACGUUACGUUAAAAUAAAUAACGUUACGUUAAUUUCAUUAAAAUUUGACUUUAAUUUUGAUGAUAACAUAAGUCUGAUAUGAAAGGUAACUAAAUCGUUUUUGUAAAUAAUAAAUAAGAAACGCUAAAAUAGAGAUGCGUGUUUCAAGUUUAUUAUAAAUAAAGAAGUUUAUAUAAUGUCAGCAAAUUUGACGAUCAAUCUCAAAAGGGCGAGUAAGGUUUACUAUGAAGGAGAAACCGUGGCUGGCGUGGUUGUGGUUGACACCAAUGCAGACCUGCGUCAUGAAGGGCUCUCCUUAACAAUGGAGGGUUGUGUGAAUCUUCAGUUAAACACCAAAAGUGCUGGCAUUUUUGAUGCGUUUUCCAACACUAUAAAGCCAAUCACAUUAAUAAAUACAACAAUAGAGUUAGCAGCAGCUGGUAAGAUCCCUGUGGGUGUCACAGAGAUACCAUUUGAGAUGCCUCUGGUCUCCAGACAGAACUCUAUAGCCCCCGCACUACUGGAGACCUACCACGGGGUGUUUGUCAAUGUUAUAUACACUCUCAAGUGUGGCAUGAGAAGAUCCUUCCUCAACAAGCAGCUCAACACUAGUUGUCAGUUUUUUGUACAACACAGACCUCAAGAACGUCCAGUGUCGAAGCCUGUGCGGUGUGAGAUUACGCCGGCGACGGUGAGGGGCGGAGCGCCCGCCGGGGGCUCCCGACACAUGCCGCACUUCCAAUUGUACGCCGAGAUCGACUCCACUGUCUGUGCGCUCGACAGACCCAUCACCGGCAAGGUCCGGGUGGACGAGUGCUCGGUGGCCAUCAAGUCGGUAGAGCUGCAGCUGGUGAGGGUGGAGACGUGCGGACACGCCGAGGGAGUCUCCAGAGACGCGACGGAGGUCCAGAACAUCCAGGUGGUGUGCGGAGAUCCGCGGCGGGCUUGUGACGUGCCGCUGUACGCCGUCCUGCCGCGACUCUUCUCCUGUCCCACCACCGCAACACACGCCUUCAAGAUAGAGUUCGAGCUGAACAUAGCCGUCAUCUUCGAGGACGACUUCCUGGUCACCGAGAACUUCCCCAUACUCUUAGUGAGGAGCAAAUGAUACACGGCGCUGCGCUCGUAUCGUCUCUAACGAAACUACUCAUACAACAACACCCGGCUCUCGACUUCUACCUUCCGAGUCGGCUCCAAAGACUCUCGUCACGACACGAGCUUGUGUAUAUCGUGCGACUUGAACCUAAUAAAACAUUAUUAUUCCAUAUCACACAUGAACCGGGCCGAACUUAACUGAUAAUAUAUUUUGUACAAUACCUUAAUAGUAAAGCACGCGCCGUCUGCUGUAAACAUUAAACUGAUAAUGUGCAGGAAGGAAACAAAACCGCACGGGAACAGAGCGAGCGACAUCUUAUUUUUACUACCAUGCUCCAAUACUGAUGUUGUCGAGACACGACUGAUAGAAUUUUAAAAAUAUUGUCUCACACGUGAAUGUGAACCGCACCAGAGUAUUUAAUCGAUUUCAAAAUCAAAACUGCUACCUGGGAAGUCAAUGUGUCGUCACACACUUAUUUUUCUAACUAACCAGAUCUUCACAUAGAGGAGGCAGAUCCCGUCCCGCCUUCCCCUUGUGCCCGCUUCCACAUAAAUGUACGUUGAGUACUACUCUUCCAGCCACACUUGCCGCGCGAGGAGAGGAGUCACACGUGCUGCGUUUCUAUAUGUUCUGUCCGGGUCCAGAUGUCAUACGAUACAUUACAUUAUAUUUAACGAAAUGAAAGUAAUCAGGAGACAUCUCAUAGCAGACUGCGACUGUCUUAGGUCAAGCUAUAUCAUCUAAUUACUGGGAAUUAAAAUAAUAUUAAUAUAUUUUGGAGAAGAAAAUAUAUUUACUAUACUAUAUAAACAGUUAACCCAAGAUAUGAGCGCAGACAUCACAAUUAUUUUAUUUCAAGCUGCCAAUAGAAUAAUAAUAAAAUAUGUCAUUUCAUAACAUUCAUAUUGUUUCGGCAUGCAGCCGACGUGCCGUGGCGCCAUCUAGGAACGAUGGUGGUAGAUUCAUGUGAAACAAGUUUUAUAUAAUCCUAAUGUGAAUUUUCUUAACAAUAAUAUCUGUGUGUGUUGGUGCGGGCGCGUCCGUGGGUCAAUAUCCGACUUCGACAAACAAAUAAUGACUUUUUGUUUCACAAAGCGAUUGGAAAUAAAGAGAACGCAACUAAUACAGAGGAGACAAGAAAAAGAUUUAUGUUCUAGUAGCACCGCACCGGAGUCUGAACUCCAACAAUUUGUGAAAUAUGAACAAUAAUUCAAACUACGUAUUUAGAAAUUAUUUCAUUUUACAUCUACCGAUUUCUC